Molecule: messenger RNA, 2026 nt
Organism: Drosophila mauritiana
Lineage: Eukaryota; Metazoa; Arthropoda; Insecta; Diptera; Drosophilidae
Gene: Srp54k
Product: signal recognition particle 54 kDa protein
Exons: 2
Coding region: 174-1700 (508 amino acids)
Biological process (GO): SRP-dependent cotranslational protein targeting to membrane; SRP-dependent cotranslational protein targeting to membrane, translocation
Cellular component (GO): signal recognition particle, endoplasmic reticulum targeting; cytosol
Molecular function (GO): ATP hydrolysis activity; GTP binding; 7S RNA binding
Source: RefSeq, a predicted model, not a curated record
GAAUGGCCAGUGGUCAGCAGUCUCUUCCUCUUCCACAUCGACGUGUCGUGUCAGCCAAAAGAAAGUCGAAAUAAAAUAUUGAAUUGGAGCUGCCCCUUUGCGAGUAGGCCCAACAAAAUUCAGAAGCUGCCAGUCGUCCGUACGCCAACCCACACACAACCACCACCGGCAAGAUGGUUCUCGCAGAUUUGGGUCGCAAGAUAACCACGGCGCUGCACUCGCUCAGCAAGGCGACCGUAAUCAAUGAGGAGGCACUGAAUUCCAUGCUUAAGGAGAUCUGCGCGGCGCUCCUGGAGGCUGAUGUGAAUAUCCGUCUGGUGAAGCAGCUGCGCGAGAAUGUGCGUGCCGUCAUUGAUUUCGAUGAGAUGGCCGGUGGCCUGAACAAGAGGCGAAUGAUCCAGUCGGCUGUGUUCAAGGAGCUCGUCAAACUGGUCGAUCCCGGCGUGAAACCCUACCAACCCAUCAAGGGCAAGGCCAAUGUGGUCAUGUUUGUGGGUCUUCAGGGCUCCGGUAAGACCACCACCUGUACCAAGCUGGCCUAUCACUACCAGAAGCGCAACUGGAAGUCGUGUCUCGUGUGCGCGGAUACCUUCCGUGCUGGCGCCUACGAUCAGGUCAAGCAGAACGCCACCAAGGCGCGCAUUCCGUUCUUCGGCAGCUACACGGAAAUCGAUCCCGUGGUCAUUGCCCAGGACGGUGUGGAUAUGUUCAAACGUGAGGGUUUCGAGAUGAUCAUCGUGGACACCUCGGGUCGGCACAAGCAGGAGGAAUCGCUGUUCGAGGAGAUGUUGGCAGUGUCGAAUGCCGUCAGUCCCGACAACAUCAUCUUCGUGAUGGACGCCACCAUCGGACAGGCUUGCGAGGCUCAAGCGAAAGCUUUCAAAGACAAGGUGGACAUCGGUUCGGUGAUCAUAACCAAGUUGGAUGGCCACGCCAAGGGAGGCGGUGCUCUGUCCGCAGUGGCAGCCACACAGUCGCCCAUCAUCUUCAUCGGCACGGGCGAGCACAUCGACGAUCUGGAGCCCUUCAAGACGAAACCCUUUGUGAGCAAACUGCUUGGAAUGGGUGACAUCGAAGGACUGCUAGAUAAGGUAAACGAGCUGAAGCUGGACGGAAACGAUGAGCUGUUAGAAAAGAUCAAGCACGGCCACUUCACCAUCCGCGACAUGUACGAGCAGUUCCAGAACAUCAUGAAGAUGGGCCCCUUCUCGCAGUUCAUGAACAUGAUACCCGGCUUCUCGCAGGACUUUAUGACCAAGGGCGGCGAGCAGGAGUCGAUGGCGCGCGUCAAGCGCAUGAUGACGAUGAUGGACAGUAUGUCGGACAACGAACUGGACAAUCGCGACGGAGCAAAGCUCUUCAGCAAGCAGCCGAACCGCUGCGUUCGUGUGGCCCAGGGAGCUGGUGUCAUGGAGCGCGAGGUCAAGGAACUGAUUGCACACUAUACGAAAUUUUCGGCGGUAGUAAAGAAGAUGGGCGGCGUCAAGGGACUGUUCAAGCAGGGCGACAUGACCAAGAAUGUGAAUCCAACACAGAUGGCCAAGCUUAACCAGCAGAUAGCCAAGAUGAUCGAUCCCCGGAUGCUGCAACAGAUGGGCGGCGUUGGUGGUAUCCAGAACAUGAUGAGGCAACUACAGCAGGGAGCGGCGGGCGGUUUGGGUGGCCUGGGGAACCUGAUGAGCGGCUUUGGUGGCAAGUGAGCAGGUGGCGUGUAAAUUUAACGAUUUUUAUAUGAUUUUGUUUUCGCGUAGUUCGUAAUUUGUUAGCCAUUUGUUUCCAUUUGUCCAAGGCCACAAAAAUUGAUAUGCGAUGUGGAAGCGAAUAUAGCGUAUAUAGCCUAUAUAGCCCAUAUAGAUGUGCAAACAGUUAACAAUUCGGUUUUUGUACGGCUUGGCAGCCACAGUGUCAGUUUUUAUAGUUUAAACAGUUUUCUGUACACGAACUAAUGGAAUUAGCAUGCCUAUCAGAAUACCAGUAAGGCAGUUGAACUAGAUAUAAACAAUAAAUAAAUAAUAUAUGAACUUGG